Molecule: messenger RNA, 579 nt
Organism: Parastagonospora nodorum SN15
Lineage: Eukaryota; Fungi; Ascomycota; Dothideomycetes; Pleosporales; Phaeosphaeriaceae
Exons: 1
Coding region: 1-579 (192 amino acids)
Biological process (GO): transmembrane transport
Molecular function (GO): transmembrane transporter activity
Source: RefSeq, a predicted model, not a curated record
AUGUCUAUAGGCAAUCAAGUACACCAAGAUGCAUCCCCGGGUUCAACAUCACCUCUUUCUGAGGAGAAAGUCCUCCCGACAGCUGAAACAGACGAAGUCGAAUACGCUACCGGACUCAAACUAUUCCUCAUCAUGCUCACAAUCCUCAUGAGCACCAGUCUCGCUGCCAUCGAAAUAGGCAUCAUCGCCACCGCAAUUCCUGGUAUCACCGACACGUUCCAUCGUCUAAACGACGUCGGAUGGUACGGAAGUGUUACCUUUAUCAUGGCCAGCGCCGCACCCAUGUGGGGCAAGGUAUACAAGUAUCUUGAUAUCAAGUACGCUUACCUCGCCUCCAUCGCCUGCUACCUGGUAGCGAGCAUAGUAGGCGGUACAGCCCGUAACAGCAAUGCAGUGAUCGUUGGUCGGGCACUCCAGGGACUUGGGGCGUGUGGUACUCUUGGUGGCUCGCUCCUUGUCAUCAAUUAUGUGGCUUCACCCAGCAAACGUCCUGUGUUAAUUGGAGUGUGGAUGGGCAUUUUCAUGAUCUCUACCAUUAUUGGACCUUUGAUCGGAGGCGCCUUCACAAGCGGAGUGUAA